GAGGCGGUCACGUGGGAGCAGGCGGAGGCCGGCGCCUCGGAGCGGGAGCGCGGGGAGGCGCUGGCCCUCCUGAGGCGCCAGCUGGCGAUCGCGGUGGAGGACUUGAGCGCGACGACCUCCUGCUGCAGGUCUCCGCGGCGGUGCGGCGGAGCGCGGAGACGACCGCCUACAGUGCGGGGCCGCGCACGAGGCCGAGGCGCUGCUGCGGGCGCGCGCCGAGCGGCUCGCGGAGCAGCUGGCGGCCGCCGAGAAGGAGAGCGGCGAGCUCAGCCGCAGCCUGGCUGAGGAGGCGCCGCGAGCGUGCCGACCUGGAGCAGCAACUCGUGGCGAUGAG
This is a messenger RNA of Prorocentrum cordatum, 334 nucleotides long. The record is from the annotation of a GenBank genome assembly. Lineage: Eukaryota; Dinophyceae; Prorocentrales; Prorocentraceae.